Catharus ustulatus (Swainson's thrush) is the source of this 3812-nucleotide messenger RNA. RefSeq names its product chibby family member 2 (gene CBY2). The record is from RefSeq and is a predicted model, not a curated record. The transcript has 2 exons. Lineage: Eukaryota; Metazoa; Chordata; Aves; Passeriformes; Turdidae. The coding region runs from base 321 to 1298 and encodes 325 amino acids.
GAGAGCAGAAGUGAGCUGUGCAAGGAGGAUGUGCAGAGGUUCACAGCCACCAGUUGGGGGACAGCUGGCUGCUUCUGGGGCAAGGUCCUUGCCAGGGCUCACAUCAGUCUCAGUCCCCUGAUCCCUGCUGUGAUCUGGACACUCCUCUGGACACCCUGCAGCAGAGAGAGCUCAGACCAGACUGCUUCACUGGGGAGAGGAGGGAGCACCACUGGCCUCGCUGACAAGCCCCACUGUGUCACCUACUCCUUGACAGUGGUUAGUGGCCUCUUGGAAGAAGCCUUUUCCCACAGGCCUCCUCAAUCUGCUGAAGAAGGGCCAUGUCUGCCUUUGGUCAGAGGAACCAGAGCAUGCAGCACACAGAGCCUGAGAUGGACUACAUCACCCCUCAGGUGAAACCAAGGGGUGAGAUGUUUGUCUUUAUUGAUGGGAAAUGGGUGAAUGACAUCUUCUCCCAGCCACCCUUUCCUUCCCGCCAGAAACCCUUUAGCAGGAAGGCACAGAAUGAGUGGAGCAUCUGGGAGGAGAACAGAGCACUCUGGCAGGAAAACCAGGUCCUCUGGAUCAAAAACAGGAUGCUCUGGGAAGAAAACAAGGCCCUACAAUAUCUCCAGUCACAGAACAAAUCUGUCCAGGUAAUUUAUACUGAUGCUAUUCAGCAAAGCCUCAAGAACAAAAAUAAACCAUUUCCACUCUUCCAAGAGAGAAACAGAACUUUUCAGUUCAGCCCAGGCAACAAAGCUCUCCAGGCAGUCCAGGAAAAGAAUAAAAUCUUUGAGGAUUUCCAGCAGGAGAAUAAAGCACUCUCUGUUACCUGGAAAGGCCAAAAAGCCGUCACUGUCCAUGAAGAGAGGAAAGAGGCCAGCUCAGAUCUUCAGAAGAACACUGACACCAUUGCAGCUGUGGAAAAGGGUAACCCUGGCCCAGACCCCCAGCAGAAACAUGAAGGUAAAAGGAAGAGCACUACUCCAGCUCAGAAUGAGUCUGCCCCAGCUAUGCCAGGAGAGCAUGAAAUCCUCCGGGUUCUCCAGGACUUACGUGAGCUCCUCCACACCUUCCUGAAAAUGAACCAUCCUCCUGGGGAGAAACAGUGCUGUCACAAUCUCUGUGAUGUGAACAGAUCCUUCCAAGAAGAUUACAAUAAACUGAAGCUGCAGCUGAAUGCUGUGAGGAACACUGUGUCAGACAUUACAGCCCAAAUGGAUAUGCUGGAAAGGGAGAUCAUUGCUAUCACUUCCCCAAUGUAUGAAGAAGCAGGGCAGAAGCAGGAAACUGAGCAUCAGCUUGGAGGCAUGUGAAGCUUGUGGAUAAGAACUCCUAGCUCAGAUCCCAGAAAGCUUCUUUCCUUUUUUCAGGAAACCUAAUAAAAUCCCAACAGAGCCUGAAGAUAUCUGGGGAACAUCAUGUUUUUCUGGAACUUUCUUGCACUACUUAGAUAUAUUUCACCUUCUGGUUAUAUGGUGUGGGUGACUGUCAUGAAUUUGCCUAGUAUCAGGAAUCAUGUUUUUCAGCAUUUUUUUUCAAAGUUUCUGAUAAUAAGGCCUAGAUUUUCAGAAGGUAAUUGCUUGAGGAUCUCAACUCUGAUUACAGUGUGCCAGCUUGUAGCCCAAGGACAUAUUCACAGUUGCUAAGUAGAGUUGAUUAAUAAAGGAGGAUCCCUCCUGCCAGACAUUGUGGUGGGGGCCACAGGGGAGAAUGGAGCAGGCAGCAGGACUUUUCCUGCACAGAGCAGUGAGGUCCCUCUUGAUUACUUGCAUAGUCAGACAAAGCAGGUUUUUAGCUGCCCCCAGAACAAGAAAGUAGGUUGCCAAAAGCAACGUUUUGAUGGCUGUUCCAUGCUUAAGCCAGUAUUUAGAAGGGCAUCUACUCACACUACAAUGGAUAAGCAAGUCUCCAGUGAUCUGCUGACACAGAAGAUGAGAGCCUUUCAAUCUGCUCAGGUUUGAAAUUCUGGUCUAGUCUCAAUUGUGUGGCCAGACUGGCUGGAAAUGCAUUUCCUCUGUCUUGGACAGUGUGGAUGCAGUGCACUUUGUCACAAUCUUUCAGGCAGAAUAUGGGAGCCUUUAAGUAAUCUGACAAGACAGAGGCAGGGAGACUUCUGCAGAGCAAUUGUAGGAGCAUUACUGUAAAGCAAAGGAGAGGUUACAGUGAGGUUUAUCUGUUGCAACAGGACCCCAAAAGCAGGCUGUCUCUCUAGUUUAAAAGUCUCUAAGUGAUUUGGCACCAAAUUGCCUAAAGCAUGAGCUAUCUUUCACCUUGUAUUUGUCAGACAACACCAUGCCAUCUACAAGUGAUGACUGUUUACUUCAGAGGCUUGAAACAACCGGUGUUUUCUCCUGCUGUUCGGGCUUUGGGAUGCUGAGGCAAAUCUCUCACACUUGAAGUUAAAUGGCUGGCUCUCGGUGGUGUGGGUGGGGCUGCAUCUGUAAAGACCAGGUGAGAGGAAGAGGAGCAAUGUUCAUUAAUAGGUGGAUGUGCAGACAGCAAGUUGCUCCUGCUUAAUGACUGGGUUGCAGCUAUUGAUAGAUAAAUGCCUCAGCACUGUGCUGGGGAACAUGUUCCUGUUCUGUGCCUUCAGGCAUGCUGCUUUUCUCUUUGCAUCUCCCUCACCAGGCUUGAACAUAAUGUUUGGUGAGAGGGAGAAACAGGACUGUGAAGGCCCUGAUGUGGAGGUUCAGAGGAGCUUAGCAGUAGUAAAAAGCUCUGAUCAUGUGUUCAUAUCUCAACAAACUAAUUUGUGUUCCAUCAGAAGAAAACUCUUUUGCCAGUGGUCAGAAUACUGACUCCUGCCAUGUCCCUGUACAUGAGCAAGAAAGACACUUGGGAGUGCAUCUUUCCAGCAGGUGUUUGGGAGGAGUCAUCCCAUCUAAUGUCAGGUGUCAUCCAGGACAGGACAUCCAGAUCUCAGCUGGUCUCCCUGGGCUUCCUUUCUAUCCUGCAGUAAGGAAUGAGCACGUUCAGGCUGUGAUUAAUCUGGCCUACUAUUAGACUAAAAGUAGGAUGUGUCACCAGCUGGAGUCCCUUGUUUCUCUCUGUUGUCUCUAUAAUUACUUCGAGGACAAUUAACUCCAACUUAGACAUUUGGUUUGGAGCUCUCUGUGUGAGAAACUUGGCAGUUCCAGGCAGAGGAGAUGCUUCAUCAAAUGAUGAAGUGGUACAAGCUUGGGAGUGUGUCCCAGUCCCUGGCUUUGCUUUCUGUGAGAUGCCUUCAUUAAGCAGCUGACUCAAAUCUCUCUAUUGUGCAGAGAAAUUAUUACUUUGUGAAUAAAAUUGAGUUAGUUUGGGCAGAGCUUAAAUAUCAUGCACACAUGUAGGAUCCUGAGGGGAGCACACUAUUUCUCCUGAAUGCUAAUGAUGUUUCUGGAAGGAAUUUGGUUUUCUGAGUCCUUUGCACUUUGUUCACUACUUUGGAUGUUUGAUCUUCCUGGUUUUAAAAAAAUCUUUACCUGGUAUAUACUUUUUGGCAUCUCUCACAGAGAAGUUGAAUUUCUCAUUCCUUCAAGUUUUCUCAAGUCUAUCAGUGAGAUGACUAUGUCCAUAAAACACUGCCCAGCACUUAGCCUUGCAGAGGACUCUGUGCUGCUCAAACUCUCUGUCCUGGUUUAGGGCAAAUUUGGGAGGAAACCUCCAAAGUAGUACCUCUAGAAAAAAAAUUCAAGUGGCCCCUCCCCCAAGCAAUGUGGGAGACAUCUCCAGAGUGUGUGCAGGUGAGAAUGGUUGGACUGACAGCUCUUGCAGUACAAAUGGAACGAAGUGCAACAGCAGGCAUUUACAGGAAGAACUUAUUAACUAUCAUAAAAUUUAGGCAGGUU